Messenger RNA from Limanda limanda (common dab), 605 nucleotides. RefSeq lists its product as uncharacterized. Bases 1 to 447 code for a protein of 148 amino acids. The record is from RefSeq and is a predicted model, not a curated record. The transcript has 5 exons. NCBI's taxonomy places the organism in Eukaryota, Metazoa, Chordata, Actinopteri, Pleuronectiformes, Pleuronectidae.
AUGUUUGUCACUAUUCUGUUUGGAGACAGCAGGAUGGAAAUGUUCAAUCUGAACUGUAAGCUGAUACACUUCAUACGCCAUGUAAAGGAGAGGUGUGGUCUGGACUUUAAAGAGUGUGUGGACCUGAUGGACAGCAGUGGUUCACUGAUGAACUUAGAGGACAAGCAGAACAGUGUGGCUCCGGCCAGCGGCUUGUUGGUCCAGAGACAAUACUACGUCCUCCUACACGUCUGCCGAGAUGAAGAUACUGGAGGUCGGAAAUAUGUGUCUCUCUUGAACAACUACAGCCAGAGUCAUCCUGAGUUAACAGAGCUGUUGAGGAAACUAACAAACCCCAACACGGAGCGCGACAGACAGAUCAGAGGACGGCCACAGAGGAGACUUCCCGUCAACCAAACCAGAAGCAAGAACAUCUCUGCAAAUAACAAGAGCCACAGAAGGAAAUAGUCACUACAAACUUUUCUGUCUGAUUUCUGUCUGACACUUUUCUAUCGAGGACCUGACAGAAAACCUGACUCAUCCUGCAGCCACUGAAUGACUCAUCAGAAAUAGAAAUUCUCCAAAGAGGCCUAUGUUCUCUUGCUACUAACUGACUGAGUAGUUAU